Molecule: messenger RNA, 363 nt
Organism: Striga hermonthica
Lineage: Eukaryota; Viridiplantae; Streptophyta; Magnoliopsida; Lamiales; Orobanchaceae
Source: the annotation of a GenBank genome assembly
CCGCGACGUGUGCCCGCGACCGUGGGCGCACCUAGUGCGAACGCGAGGCCGUCGGGCACCUUUGGGCCACCGGCAACCGAGGUGAAGAGGUUGACGGAGGAGGAGAUGGCGCGGAGACGUGAGAAGGGGCUGUGUUUUCGGUGCGAGGAAAUGUACAUGCCGGGACAUCGGUGCAAACAGAAUUUCUUGAUCGAGUUCAUGGACUCGGAUGAAGAGGAGCCGGUGAUCGAGGAAGAACGGGAGGUGGAGGUCGAGGUGCUCAAUGAUGAGGCCGAGAUCUCAGUCCAUGCGAUGGCGGGCACUAAAGGGCCGAGAACUAUGAAGUUACCGGCGUGGCUGAAAUAUCGACGGGUUACAGUACUC